Molecule: messenger RNA, 4794 nt
Organism: Trichogramma pretiosum
Lineage: Eukaryota; Metazoa; Arthropoda; Insecta; Hymenoptera; Trichogrammatidae
Gene: Oamb
Product: octopamine receptor Oamb-like
Exons: 10
Coding region: 2267-4111 (614 amino acids)
Biological process (GO): adenylate cyclase-activating adrenergic receptor signaling pathway
Cellular component (GO): membrane
Molecular function (GO): G protein-coupled amine receptor activity
Source: RefSeq, a predicted model, not a curated record
ACGACGACGAUCGUGAGCCGGGACGAUCUAUUGUACUUCCUCCUUCUGCUAUUGCUCCUACUCUUCUUUUAGUCCCCGUGGUAUCUCCCGUGCGAAAGGAAAAAAAGUUGGAUGGUGCAUAUUACGCAUAUGAGCAUUAUGUAGUAUAUACAAAAAGUAAAUAAAUAAACAAAUAAAAUACUGCAACAGUUAGCAAGCUCCGAUGAGAAAUGAAUUUGUGAAAAUCGCGAGUGAGAGCGCGCCAAUUCCGAAUUCGUAUACGUGCAACGUGCUCGGGGAUUUUGAACCCCGUCCCCGCUAUUAAUCAUCCGCAGUGUGUGUGUGUGCAGCUACAACAUAUAUACUACAUCGUACACACACUUGUGGCUUCGUCGCCAAACGCGAGUGCGUGAGUGCGGAUCAUCGCUCUCUCUCUCGAUCUCCGCUGUGUUAUCUGGUGCUUGCGCGAGUGAGUGCGUGGGUGAGUGAGCGAGUGAGUGAGUGCAACAGAUAUUUCGUUAUAGAUUUUGGUAACGCGAUACAACCGGUGACGGCUGCCCCCGCGAUGACUUGACCGCCUCGGAAAGAGAGAACGACGGAGCUUUUCUCUCGGGUGUCAAGCUCGCUCGCGCGUAUAAUUAAUAUAUCGCCGCGCGACGAGUCCGAUCGACGAUCUGUGCGCCGCGCGAGUUUUGCCUCGAUGAACAUCGGGCAUACUGAAGUUCGCAAGAUGGAAGAGGGAGAAAAAGAAGCAAGGAGCAGCUCGAUUCGACUCGAAUUAAGCCCGAUCGCGAGAAGCAACGACAAAGACGACGAGAAUCGAAAAAGCCAACGGCAGCAGCAGCAGCAUGCGUUCGCCACAUUGUCUUGGUUGACGAGUGCCUCGGCCGCGCGUUGCAACUUUAUCAUUUGCAAGAGAAAACGUCGGCUGUUAUCAUCGCUGUCAAAUGAUUUCGCGAUCAUCAUUGACGGACGACCGCUCAGUAAUUGGAUAAAUACAUUUUUUAACGUUUAGAGAGUGAGAGAAAGAGAUAGAGAGUGCGAGAGGCAGAUAAUAGAGAUGUUGCGACUGUAGGCGAAAAAUUCUCAGUACAAGCGAUAAAAAAAAAGUUAUUAGAUAUAAAAAAAGGAGAAGAAAGAAGAAGAAGAAAAAGUAUAACGCCCAGGAGGUGACGAAUUUUUUCAUAUAAUACGAAUAGGUUAUAUAGUUCACUCUAUUUUUCAAUACUCCUUAAAUUGGCUCCUGCUCUCUCUCUAUCCUUUGGUCUCUCGAUGUUGAGCUGCUGGGGACAAGACGUUAUUUAUGCAUGGAGCAGCAGCAGAAGCAGAAGCAGCGCAGCACAGAGAGAGCGGCUUUCGUCUCUCGAGGAAGGCGAAAAACGAUUCCCGAGGAAAAUUUGAAAGUUCAAGCAGUCACAAUCAAAGGUAUCGAUAAGAGACCGAAGAUAUAGCUAUAUACAUAUAACGACGGUACAUAUAUAAUAUAUUUGCGCACAAGCAAAUCGAUGCAAAAGAGAGCGAAUCGUCCAUGCCGUAUACACUCGAAGAUCUCUCUUUCUCGAAAUCCCCUGACUUCUGCUCUCUCGAUGUAAAUUACAAGUAUUCGAUAUUACGAGCGACAAUUGACAAUCCCACAUUAUUAAGCAUGGCGUAAAAUAGCCCCGUGGUCUUGACAAACUAAUUGGAUUUAAGCUCCUGACGACGACGACGACGACGAGGACGAAAAAAAAAAGGGAAAAUUAAAUUAAGCGCGAUGUGACGGAGAGAGUUUGUACGCUACGAUAAAGACAGGGAGACAGUACGAGAGAGAGAGAGAGAAAAGAAAUUUAAUCCAGUAUUUAAUAGGUUUUAUUGAAUUUAAGAGAAGAGUCGAAUAAGACACGAAUAGAAUUAACUUGAUCAACGGGUGGCGCGGGAAAAGCGCUCGACCCUCGCUUUCCGUGUACAUGCAACAACGUGGUACCGGAGAGGAAGAAAAAAAAGUGUAAUAAAACACAUUUUGUGUUGUGCUGUGUUGUGCUGUGUUGUGUGUACGCGGUCGAAACAAUAUAUAAAUAUUCGAGCCCGCCCGCGUGGUUGGUCAUUGUGCUUCGCGUGAACGAGUGCGUCAAAAGUGUAUAGUUCGAAUUUCCUACCCCCCCCCCCCGUCGUCGAAAAAUUUGAAUUUUCUCGCUCUCGCUCGUCCCCGCGUGUGCCCCGUGUAUACUCGAACUACUCUACUGCAAGCUCGGGGGUGCAGCAGCAGCAGCUUCGUGUGCUCGCGCGCGCUUGGUGGGGUGGGCGUAAAAUGAGGGAACUGAACGAGAGUGCCUGCAACGCUUUGUACGAGGCAGUCGAGUGGUCGAGUCCCGGUAUCGUGGUGACGCUCUGCGUGCUGGCCGUCGUCAACGUGAUGGUCGUGGUCGGCAACUGCCUCGUCAUCGCCGCCGUCUAUCACAGCAUCAAGCUGCGCAACGUCACCAACAUGUUCAUCGUCAGUCUGGCGGUGGCCGACCUCAUGGUCGGCGUCGCCGUGCUGCCCUUCUCCGCCACCUGGGAGGUUUUCAAGGUGUGGAUCUUUGGUGACAUUUGGUGCUCGAUAUGGUUGGCCGUUGACGUGUGGAUGUGCACGGCCUCGAUACUGAAUCUGUGCGCCAUAAGUCUCGACAGAUAUCUGGCCGUAACGCGCCCAGUCAACUAUCCGCAGAUCAUGUCUCCGAAGCGCGCGAGACUGUUAGUCGCUGUCGUGUGGGUGCUCAGCUUCAUCAUCUGCUUCCCGCCACUGGUCGGUUGGAAGGAUCAAAAGGACGACGAGGACUUUUCGGCGAACGUCACGUCGUCGUCGUUUUUCGAGAGCAGCGACGAUGAGCUGCUCUUCAACGAGACGAUCUCGUGGAAUUACACGACCGCCGCAGCGGUGGCCAGUGUGACGACCAUCGUCACCGACGACGUCAUCGUCAAGCCCUGCCCGUGGAUCUGCGAGCUGACCAACGACGCUGGAUAUGUCGUUUACAGUGCCCUCGGAUCGUUUUAUAUACCCACCCUGGUGAUGCUGUUUUUCUACUGGCGCAUCUAUCACGCCGCAGUCUCCACGACCAAGGCCAUCAAUCGAGGAUUUCGCACGACCAAGAGUUCGAAAAUGAUCGGAUCGAGGUUCGACGAGCAACGUCUGACGCUGAGGAUACACCGAGGCCGGGCGAGCGAGCAGCAACAGCAGCACCAGCAGCACAACAACGGCAGCAGUCCGCGCAGCAGCGCCGAGACCGCCCGCAGCAGUCCGCUGCGCCGCGAGCGCAUCAAGAUCUCGGUCUCGUAUCCGAGCAGCGAGACCCUCAACACCAAGUGCAACAGCAGCGGGGGUGGCAGCAAUCUCGAGCGCACGCCCUCGAGGUCCUCGCAGAUGUCCGUGCAGUACGCCAACGGACAGACCCAGAGCCAGCUCGUCUGCGGCGGCGGCGGCGGCGGCGGUGGUGGCUUGUCGCCUUCCAAGAGUACACAUUUGAAGGUGGGAAGCAGCAUGAGCCGAUCGGGCAGCGCCAGGAGGCCCAGUCGUCGCAGCAGCUGCGAGAGCCAAGUGACCGGCGACACACACUCGCUGAGGGAAUUGCAGCCCGACGGGGGCGACGAGAAGCCGCGCGUCACGAAGAUGGGCAAGCGCAACAUAAAAGCUCAGGUGAAGCGAAUCCGCAUGGAGACGAAGGCCGCCAAGACCCUGGGCAUCAUCGUGGGCGGCUUCAUACUCUGCUGGCUGCCCUUCUUCACCAUGUACCUGGUGCGGGCCUUCUGCCCCAACUGCAUACAUCCCACGGUUUUCAGCGUGCUCUUCUGGCUGGGCUACUGCAACUCGGCCAUCAAUCCCUGCAUCUACGCCCUGUUCAGCAAGGACUUUCGCUUCGCCUUCAAAAAGAUCAUCUGCAAUUGCGUGUGCAAGCAGAGGGCUAACACGCUGAGGCGAGGCAGCGACGGCAGCCAGCUCGCCACGAGGCACGAUCAGCAGCAGCGCGGCUGCGGUCCUGGCCGUGGGGGCGCGCGACGCGAGCCGUCGCAGGGCCUUUCGCUCGAGGACUCCGACCCGGACGGACUGCAGUGCUGCGGCAGCGACGACGGCAACAUCCACGCCCAGCUGCAGUCGUCGCCGAGCGACAGCAGAUGACUGUAGCACCUCGGGUUCGGCGCGCAGUGCCUCACCCUGAGCCUGCUCGCGGUCAAGUCGGCGCCCACGUCCACGCUCGACGUGGAUCGUCACGGUCACGGCGCUACCGCGGCUGGAGCCAGUGCUGGCGAGCCUCCGGGCUCGCGCAGGGUGUCGUUCGGCUGCGUCGAGACCCGAUUCGGCGACGAUCAAGCCUCCGUGCAGAGAUGUCCUCUCAGCGACGACGAUGGCGACAAGGACGAUUCCGAUCGUCGUCAUCAGAAAACUAGCAGCGGCGGUGGCAGCGGGGAUGCCUCUGCUGCCGCUGCCACUGCCAGCGACACGGAUCAGCUCAUGAGCUCGUGCGAGGACGAGCUGAAAUUCAGCAGUCCGAUCGCCGUACCGAAGCAGAGGGAUCGAGCCGCGCCGGUGCUGGUGGCGCAGAGCCGCCUCAUCGACGUGGACAACGACGAGGGACUGCUACCGAGAGACUGUCCGAGCACUACUACUACUACUGUUACUACUACUACUACGAGUACUGGUACAAUUGCGACCGCUGCUGCGGUCGUUACUACCGGUGCUACUGCUACUGCUACUGCCACUGCCGUCACCGUCUGUUCGAAUCCAUUUUUGAAUCAACCUACCGACAGAAGCGAUUGAUUUUAUUCAACGUCCUAGUCUUCAUAAUGCUGCAUUCCUGCCAG